AACUCCAAAAAACAAGUGGCUUUAAGAUAAGGGCAGAGAUGGAUUGCUAGAGAGAGAAGAAUGGCGGCAGUUCUACUGAACCAGCUUCAACCAACCACUCUCAAGCAUUCCAAGCAACCGCAACCAUCUCUGUGCGCCACCCCGCAACGGUCGGCAGCCGUGAGAGUGAACGCAACUUCCGGCAACGCCCAGCAGCUUAUACAGUCCGGAACCGUACGCCCAAUACCGCCCAAAGAUGCCGCCACGGCCGUGGACUCCGAAGGCUACAUCUUGCUGGAUAUCCGGCCCGAAUGGGAAAGAGCCAAGGCCCGAGUUUCGGGCUCUCGCCACAUUCCGCUGUUCGUCAAGGACCCGGAUAAUAGCCCCUUGGGUCUGCUCAAGAAAUGGGUGCAUUUCGGUUAUAUUGGGCUGUGGACGGGCCAGAAUAUGACCAUGUUCAACCCCGAGUUUUUAAGACAAGUAGAGACACAGAUUCCCGACAAGGAUUCCAAGAUCCUCGUAGCUUGUGGUGAAGGAUUGAGGUCUAUGAUGGCUGUUUCAAAGUUGCAUAGAAGUGGAUACGCAAACCUGGCAUGGCUGGCCGGAGGGUAUAAAUCCGCCGAAGAUAGCCAUUUUCCGGCAGUCGAAGGGCCGGAGAAGUUGCAGUAUGCCACCGUCGGAGGUGCAUCGUAUUACUUCCUUCAAUUGCUUAUUUUACUUAAAGCUGUGGGGAACAAAGAUUGAUCCAAUAAUGACUUUUUUGUGUAUAACAUUUCGUAUUGAAUUCGAUCUAAAUUUUAUAACCAGAAUUUGACUCUUACUUAGA
Ipomoea nil (Japanese morning glory) is the source of this 805-nucleotide messenger RNA. Its product is annotated as rhodanese-like domain-containing protein 10. Bases 61 to 723 code for a protein of 220 amino acids. Gene Ontology annotation, cellular component: chloroplast. NCBI's taxonomy places the organism in Eukaryota, Viridiplantae, Streptophyta, Magnoliopsida, Solanales, Convolvulaceae. The record is from RefSeq and is a predicted model, not a curated record. The transcript is spliced from 2 exons.